AUGUCGGGAAGAAAAGGCUCCCAGUCAGCUGUUUCUGAGUUACCGCCUUGCGAAGGACCAAAACUCAAUGUGUUUCAGCAUCAUAAAUCACGGAUUCAUUGGCUUGAGAGACUUGAUAAUGAAGACGAGGAUGUUACCUCAAGUCAAGGCUACGUCUUCCGCGCUCUUAUCCGUGGUCACGAAUAUGCUAUUAAAGUUGUAUGUAAUAACAUUCUCUCUUAUCACCAAAUAUUUUCCACAUUCGUCGAUUAUGACUUACUAGUGGUUUGGUAUCAGUUCAAGUUCUUCGAUCCAAUGAGUACCGAGUACUUCUGGGGGCCAUCGUUAGGCGAAGACACCCCUCUAGAUACGGCCGCCUAUUAUACCGAUCCAUUCUACGCAGAAUGUCGAGCAUAUGGACGCAUAAACGAGGCAAUGAAAAAAAGAGUCCUCAAGUCGGAUAUUGCUGUUCCAUGCCAUGGGUUCCUUUUCCUACGGGCCAACGAUCAAGAAGCAUUGAAAAAUCUCGACAUUGACCUCGGACUAGAAGACAUGGAUCUGGAUUAUCAGAAAUCCACAAUCGAAGGAUUAAGGGCCAGAGCCAUUGUCAAAGAUAUUGCAUCCUCAGACAGCGGUGUAAAUUCUAAAAGCAUUAGGAAAAUCCUAAGCAAUGUGAUUACAAUGAAUAAGGCCGGGAUUUACAAUAUGGACAUCCGAAUCGACAAUUUUCGCGAUGGGAAAGUAGUGGACUUUGGCUCAUCUUGGACUGAGCCUCAUGCCCUCUUGGACUCAUUAAGUCGAGACGCAGCUCUCGAGUCGAAAAUAGCGGAUCGAGUCAUGUUCGAUCAAAUGGUGGAAGAGGAAGAGAUAGACACUAAAGGAAAGGUCAAGGCGUUACAUCCUAUGCGAUUACGGUCUCAAAGCGUACGAUAA
Messenger RNA from Fusarium sp. VM40, 912 nucleotides. Lineage: Eukaryota; Fungi; Ascomycota; Sordariomycetes; Hypocreales; Nectriaceae. The record is from the annotation of a GenBank genome assembly.